AUGAUCGCUCUCAGACUGCUGAACUGGUUCUUCAUCACCUCAACAAUAGAGGAAGAAUAUGAAGAAGACAGAAGGAAGAAAACAUAUGAUGUUUCCCUUUACAAACGUGGUGAUCUUUUGAUUGUAUCCAGGACUCUUUUUAAACAUUUUGGAAUCUAUUUAGGUGAGGGUCGUGUUGCUCAUUUUAUCCCAGACAUCCUGCCAGCGUUCACUACAGAGAAGGCUGUUGUUGAGAAAAUGGUGACCAACGAAAGGUUGAUUUUGGGGGUCUUGGCAAAGUUGGCCAGUGUCCGUGUGGACUCUUUGGCAGAUUUUGCAUAUGGCGCUGAUAUUGAGGUCAAUUGUACUGAUGGUAUGGUCAGUGUGCCGCCACUGAAUGGAGAGGAAGUGGCUCAGCGUGCAGAGAAGCUGAUUGGAUCAUUUUCCUACAGUUUACUCUGGCAUAACUGUGAACACUAUGUCAUGUAUUGCCGCUAUGGUGUUGAAUACAGCUUCCAAACCUACCAGUUCUGCAAAGCUGUAAGGACAGCUCUCCUCAACAGGAUGACGGCCAUGCUGUCAGCUGUAAUCGGGUUCUGCAUCAUUGUGUAUUUAGGCGCUAUAACACCUCUCAGCAUCCUUCCUGUUGUCAUCAUUCCUUUUACCAUCUGGAUGGCAUCUUGAAGACACUCCGGGUGCAAUUUGUCCUUUAUCUUUGAGGCAGAAAUAGCCACAAAAACAUUAAACCAUUUACUCAACAGUUAUUUUAGAAAUAUGCAGAAUUCUAACUGAAACACUUUAUUUAAGGGUGUUCUUGUUACAGUGUAACUAUUAAUUUAACUGUCAAUUAAUAUUGUGCAUAAUUAGUUUCAUGUAUAGUUAAGUGGCUUAGGCUUAGGUAAAGUUGCAUGUAAUUUUGCAUAACA
Molecule: messenger RNA, 905 nt
Organism: Danio rerio (zebrafish)
Lineage: Eukaryota; Metazoa; Chordata; Actinopteri; Cypriniformes; Danionidae
Biological process (GO): retinol metabolic process
Molecular function (GO): phosphatidylcholine-retinol O-acyltransferase activity
Source: RefSeq, marked validated